Molecule: messenger RNA, 1351 nt
Organism: Daphnia pulex (common water flea)
Lineage: Eukaryota; Metazoa; Arthropoda; Branchiopoda; Diplostraca; Daphniidae
Exons: 4
Coding region: 294-836 (180 amino acids)
Cellular component (GO): extracellular region
Molecular function (GO): hormone activity
Source: RefSeq, a predicted model, not a curated record
UCAGUUGCUUGGCCCACUCGCAUCUCAUCGCGCACGAACGCCCUCCUCACUUGAUUUGAAUCUUUUCGCCAAAAACGAAAUUGUUGAACGCGAAAUCAAAACAAAAUCAAAGAGCGGGACCGAAAAAGCUAAAGCCUUUAGCCUUCUUUCUCAUUCGCCGCUCAGUUGUUAUUUUUUCGGGUUAUCGCUUGAAUACGUGCUGCUGUGUUCGCUGCUGCAUCUGUAGGGUAACACGAACCCCCUAUAUUUUUUGGGUUUGAAACAAAAAAGGGAAGGAAACGAGCGGAACUGAAAUGAUCAUUCCAUCAACAGUUGGGAGGUGUUGGAUGGCUUUGUUGCUGGUGCUUGCGACCCUCGCCUUCUUGACGCAGUCGAGUCCCAUACACAAGCGCAACGUCAGCGGGAAAACUAAAUGGUGCGGCCCGGAAUUCAGCAAGGCCUUAGAAGCUGUCUGUGCCGUCUACAAGAGUUAUUGGCUCCCCACGCCCGCCGAACCAACGGAAGUAGGCAACGAUUUGAAACCGCAAAAGGAACUGGAAAAUCGUCGAUCUCCCACCACAAACGAAUGCUGUCUAGUCGGUUGCACCCAAAAAGAUUUGGAAAGCUUCUGCCAAGAAGUCAGGAAUCAAACAACAGUCGAGUUGCCAAAGAGUUCCGAUCUGAGCGCAGCUAAUGUCAUGGAAUGGAUUUCUCAACCGUCUGAGCCGCUGUCGACAACGGAGACUCCGUCCGAUUCGACUCCCGAAAUUUUUUACAACGAAUCUUUAGAACAGGACGCGCUGACCAUCCUGCCCACCUACAGAACGCCUCAGUACAGCAACCUGCAAUUCCUGUGAACCGACGUGUGCCUUAGACGCUGCCCGUGUUGUUGUUGUUGUUGUCAAGAGGAAAAUUGCCAAUCACUUCAGAGUACCUUUUAUUCCGCAAAACGAUUGUUGUUUGUUCGUGAAAUUGAGAGCUUCCAAUUCUUGUUUCGAUUUUUACAAAUAGUUUUGUUUUGAUUCUCUGCUUUGACCAGCGGACGCGAUAUGAUUCCAUCACCACAAUUAUUUUUUUCCUCCAAAUUUUUAAAUUAACGAUUAUAAAAAACAAAAUUAAAACAAUUAUUCCACAUAUAGCUAAUAUAGUAAAUAAUUCCCAACGACCCCGGAUUGUUUUGUUUGUUUGAGUGCUGUUGUGUCUCUCCUGUUGAAUGCCGCAAUAAUUUGCUGUUGUUGUUGUUGUUGUUUUCGUUGUAAUUUGUGUGUUUGCUGGUGCCGCCUUCCCGCGAUCCCGCGCCAAUCAAUCAGAAAAGAUGUCAAAUUCAUGAUCAAUCAAAAGAAACUCAAUAAAGGAUGCUUGAAAUGCUAAA